UGAGAGUGCCCCAACUACUGCAUGAGUGAAUCUCAAAGGCAGGAACAAUGUUUUUUAUUCUCCUGGUGCUGGGGCUUAUAUUCCUUGCUUACAUUUUCCGUCAAGUUCUAGUUAUAGGAAAGAGUUGUAAGAGCAAUGCAAAGCUGCAUGGGAAAACUGUGAUUGUAACUGGCAGCAAUACUGGCAUAGGGAAGGCCACAGCGAUAGAAAUCGCUAAAAGAGGAGCCAGGGUGAUUCUGGCCUGUCGCAGCAAGCAGAGAGGAGAAGCUGCUCUCCAGGAUGUAAAGAGGGAAAGUGGCAGUAAUCAGAUAGUGUUCAUGCAGCUGGAUUUGGGAAGUCUUAAGUCCAUCAGGAGCUUUGCAGAAAACUUUCUAAAGUCUGAACCUAGAUUGGACAUCCUCAUCAACAAUGCAGGUGUUGUCCUGGUGGGAAGAACUGAAGAUGGAUUUGGGACGAUGUUUGGUGUCAACCACCUCGGCCACUUCCUGUUAACUAACUUGUUAUUAGAUCGACUUAAGGAUUGUGCACCAAGCAGGGUAGUUACUGUGUCAUCUACAGCACACAACUGGGGAAGAGUUGAUUUCAACUAUCUGAAUACCCACAAAGACCUGAGAGAAGGGACAUCUUUUUGGGAUAGCGUAAUGAUAUAUGGUGAUUCUAAGCUGUGCAAUGUUCUCUUCACCCAUGAGCUAGCCAAAAGACUUCAAGGAACCAAGGUCACUUGCUACUCCCUCCAUCCGGGAAGCAUCUACACUGAGCUGGCCAGGAAUAAAAGCUCAUUCGUGCAAAUGGUGUUGAAGUACAUGGGAAUGUAUUUCUUCAAGAACGCCGUCCAAGGAAGCCAAACCACUCUGCACUGUGCCCUACAGGAGGGCAUUGAACACCUCAGUGGACGCUACUUCUCCGACUGCACCGUGAGAAAAGUCUUUAAGAAGGCCGAGGAUGAUGCUGCCUCAAAGAAGCUGUGGGACAUCAGCGAGAGGUUUUGUGGCAUCUGAAGAGUGGUAUUUAUUCUCUGUCAAAUGGAUUAGAUUCAGUUAUGUUUUUUAAAUAGUAUAAAUAUGCCACAAAGCACACAAUUUCAAAAUAGGUUGAGACAAAAAUGUAAACUGAGCUGUAUAGGAAAUAGGAAAGAUUACUGCAUGAGCACAGCACGAAAAGGAUGCACCAAGAAACACAACAACCUAUUUCAUACAAUAAGCCAGUGACUUUAGAGAAGGAGGAACUUUUCUACUAACAGCACUCUAAAAACUUAAAUAAAACUUAGAAAAGAGUAACUAAUGAGUGAUAAACAUUACAGGAAGACAAACCUCUCAUAGUCUCAAGAGAACAACAGUUUAAUCAUGUGCACAAAUGUUUCCUCAAUUAAAUGAACAUCAUACUAAGAGACUGUUUAGAAACUACAUUUUAUGCUAGUCCUGAUAGGUAUUUUAGAAAUACGUUUUAUUUGAGAUUUGAUUCCUGUUUCUUUGCAAUAUUUCUUGAUUUUACAUGUGCUGCUCUUUGUUGCAGCUACAGUUGAUUUCUAAUGCUCUAUAAAUAUACAACAGUGAAAAUUUUUCACAUUCAGGUUUGAGUGGUCACUAUGUUGUACUUUUAUUGCUUGUUUGUAAUAUGGCUCUGAUGCUAAAAAAAAAUCUUCUAAUCCUGCUUGUUUUGUGAAGCAGAAAUACACAAUAACAAUAAAACAUUUUAUAAAAAGCUCA
Messenger RNA from Cyprinodon tularosa, 1706 nucleotides. Its product is annotated as dehydrogenase/reductase SDR family member 13-like. The transcript has 5 exons. The coding region runs from base 48 to 998 and encodes 316 amino acids. The record is from RefSeq and is a predicted model, not a curated record. NCBI's taxonomy places the organism in Eukaryota, Metazoa, Chordata, Actinopteri, Cyprinodontiformes, Cyprinodontidae.